AUGACCUCAUCAGAGAAUAAUGCCGACAUUCCUACCUCGGAUCUGGAAAGAAUCUGGGGCUGGAAUGCGACGGUACCGGAACCCGUCAAUCGUUGUGUUCACGAUUUGAUUGCGGAAGUAACAUCUAGGCAGCCAACGGCCGAAGCCAUCUGUUCCUGGGAUGGAUCCAUGACUUACGAAGAACUCGAUAACUACUCAACACGGCUGGCGUUCCAUUUACUUGGCCUCGGUGUUGGCCUGGGCAAAAUUGUGCUUCUAUGCUUUGAGAAGUCAAUGUGGACGCCGGUGGUGAUGCUGGCCGUCAUGAAGGCCGGAGGCGCCUCGGUGGCUGUAGACCUUGUCCAGCCCGAGGAUCGCCUGCGUGUCAUUGUUCAGCAGGUUGAGCCUGUCUUAAUUAUCUCCUCGCUCAAGCAGCAAUUUGUCGCGAAUAAGCUGCUGAGUUCUAUGCCGCCGUCAGCCUCGGUGGUUGUCGUCAACGAGCAGCAGCUCGCUCAGUUGCCCCCCCUUCAAAGCGGCGAUGCGCUGCCCGCAGUCGACCCCAGCAGUCUCUUAUACAUUGUCUUUACGUCAGGCAGCACAGGAAAACCAAAGGGCGUUUCCAUCAGACACUAUAAUCUCAGCAGCGCUGUGAAAUACCAGCAGUCGGCGCACGGCUUCAAGCCCGAUUCCAGAGUAUACGAUUUCGCCUCGUAUGCAUUCGACGUUGCCUGGAUGAACGUUCUGCACACAUUCACCGCGGGCGCUGUUUUAUGUAUCCCGUCGGAGGAAGACCGACGAGACAACUUUUCUGAAUCCAUCGUCAGACUCAAAGUGACGUACGCCGAGAUGACGCCAACAAUGGCGUACGUUCUGUCACCCAAAACUGCGGAAACUCUGCAGACCAUCGUUCUGGGCGGCGAAAAGGCCCAUACCGAAGCACUAAAUCGCUUCCCCAAAGAUGUCGAGCUGUUGAACACUUACGGGCCUUCGGAAUGCACGCCAACCUCUACCAUCACAACCAUUGAUCGAAGCGUUCCGUUCUCCGGUAGUAUAGGCACCGGCUACGGUGUCAACACGUGGAUUGUAUCACCAUCCGACCACAAUUCGCUGGUCCCUAUCGAAACCGUCGGAGAAUUGGUGAUUGAGGGCCCGCUUGUCGGCGCAGGAUAUAUCGGCAUGCCUGAAAAGACUGCUGCCGUUUUCAUCAACGACCCGCCUUGGCUGACCCGCGGCGCGCCAGGCCAUGCAGGCCGCAGUGGGCGCGUCUACAAGACUGGAGACAUUGUGCGGUAUAACCAGGAGGGCGAGAUUAUCUUUGUUGGUCGACAGGAUACCCAGAUCAAAGUCAACGGUCAAAGAACCGAGCUCGGCGAGAUUGAGCACAUUGUCAAGGAGUGCCUUGAGAAAACGGCAGGCGACUCUAGAGCCAUUGUCGAGCACAUUAUUCCGACAAGCUCGAAAAGACCAGUCCUGGUGGCGUUGAUGGACAUUGAUGCACUGCCCGAUGGCGAAGGCUACUUUAAACUCUUGAGGGAGAAGGGUGCUGUUCUCGAAGAGCAGCUUACCCGACGACUCCCCGCCUACAUGACAAUUUUCGCCUUCAUUCCAAUCAAUGGCUUCCCUCUCACAGUCUCGGGCAAACUCGACCGCCGGGCUCUUCGAGCCAAAGCAGAGGCCUUCAAUCUGGAGCAAUUGACAACAAUGAACCCCUGCCGCAAGGAGAAGCGCGCGCCUACUACCGAGACAGAAAAGACGAUUCAGCAUUUGUGGGCGGGCAUUCUGGAUAUCAGUCCGUCCAGUAUCGGAGUGGACGACAGUUUCUUGCGUGUUGGUGGCGACUCCAUUACUGUCAUGAAAUUUGUCACCCUUGCGCGUGAGAAGGGACUGCAUCUGACUGUGGCCGAGAUUCUCAAGAAGCCUCGUCUGGGUGACCUCGCCGCAUGUGUCAGCGAGAAUAGUGGACAAGACGAGACAGUGAAGCCCUUCUCCUUGCUUCAGCCUAGUCUCAGGGCUGAAGACAUUCGCUUCUACGCGUCCACUAUUUGUUCUGUCGCGCCCGAGAAGAUCCAGGAUGUCUUUCCUUGCACGCCGCUGCAGGAAGGACUACUUGCGUUGACGGCAAAGCGCUCAGGAGAUUAUAUUGCGACAGAAACUUUUGAGCUGCUCCCUGAAAUUGAUGUCGGCCGUUUCCGCUCCGCAUGGAACACUUUUGUGACGCAGACGCCUAUUCUUCGCACGCGGAUGAUUGAUAUCCCCGGCCAGGGCAUCGUGCAAGUUGUCAUUGAGGAGGGCGAUAUGCUAGCUAGUGGAGACGAUUCUCAGAGUCUCGAUGACUAUAUUCGUCAGCAUGAAAAGGUGCAUAUGGAGCUCGGUACACCACUUUUACAUGCUCGCCUGGUACAGCAAGCCAAGGGCAACCAUCUCAUCUGGACGAUCCAUCACGCCCUCUUUGACGGAUGGUCGAUCCCUCUCAUGCUGUCUCUGCUCGAGACCAUCUACCACGCUAGCGACGCUUUGCCGCCAGCACAGCCGCCUUUCCAAGACUUUGUGAAGCACAUUGUCAAGGGUGAUCAGGAGCAGAUUAAAGCAUUCUGGAAUGGGCAGCUACAGAACCUGGAAGCUCAGCCAUUCCCUGCACUACCGGCACCAGACUACGAGCCCAAGCCUACUACCGUCCUUAAUCGCCAGAUCAAAGAUGUGCAAUGGCCACAAGCUGGUGUGACUCCGACCAUGGCGCUUCGUGCCGCAUGGGCAAUUGCCAUUUCCCAGUACACUAGCUCAAAGGAUGUCCUCUUUGGCGCAACAGUGGCUGGACGACACGCUCCUGUACACGGCGUGGAGUCCAUGAUCGCUCCGACGAUCGCGACGGUGCCUCUCCGCGUUCAGUUCGACACUACAAAGAGCGUCAGUCAGUUCUUGACAGAUAUGCAACAGCAGGCGGUGGACAUGAUUGAGUAUGAGCAGGCUGGCUUGCUUAAAAUCAGCCGCGUGAGCGCUGAAGCCAGAACUGCCUGUCAGUUUCAAACCCUGCUCGUCGUCCAGCCCAACAAGUCGGAGACCAAGUUUGAUUCUACCAUCUUUGCGCCUGGCACCGAGGAAGAGGAGAACAGCCCAGACUCUGGAUUCCUUGGCGCCUUUGACACGUAUGCCAUCAACAUUAUUUGUCACCUGGAGCCAAAUGGCGUGUGGCUUCAAAUCAACUACGACAGCGACAUUUUUGCCAGCGACAGGACAGAGCGCAUGGUCACGCAGAUGGAGCACGUGCUGCGACAGAUGAGCAUCCCUGGGAAUCUUGACAACAAGCUCGCCGAUGCUAUUACCAUGAGCGAGACCGACUUGUCCGACAUCUGGAAGUGGAACGCGCAGGUUCCCGAAGCAGUUGACCAGUGCGUCCACGAGCUGAUCAAGGUUACGACGCAGAAGCAGCCCGACGCUGAUGCCAUCCACGCGUGGGACGGAAAGCUGACGUACAAGGAGCUCGACGUCUGGUCCACCAAGCUAGCCAACUACCUCACUAGCCAGGGGGUUGGUAUGGGCUCCAUCGUCCCUCUCUGCUUUGAGAAAUCCAUGUGGACGCCAGUUGCUAUGCUGGCUGUCAUGAAGGCGGGCGCUGCAUCCGUCGCAAUGGAUCCCGAGCAGCCAGAGCAGCGACUACAAACAAUUGUCCAGCAAGUCCAGCCCAAGUUGCUGCUAUCGUCGACAAAGUACCAUGGCCUCGCGGACAACUUGACCACGUCAAUGGCGGUUCAGGUCGUGGCAAUUGACAAGGAAUGGCUGGCCCAAGCACUGCCUUCUUCCGAGGGUCUUGCGCUGCCUGUGGUCGAAUCAAGCAGUCCACUCUUCAUCCUCUUCACCUCUGGUACUACUGGCAUUCCUAAAGGUGUCCUGGUUACGCACUCGAAUUUCAGUACUGCAAUCCGGUACCAGAAGGACUUUUUCGGCUACAAUGGUCCUGAGGCGCGCGUGUAUGACUUUUCUUCAUACGCCUUUGACGCAGCCUGGCUCAACUUGCUGUUUUCGUUGACGGGCGGCGCUUGCUUGUGCAUUCCCUCGCAAGACGAACGUCGCGACGAUCUGGCUGGUUCGAUGGAACGAUUCCAGAUCACCCAUAUCGACAUGACACCCACAGCUGCCAGUCUUCUCACCGACGCCGCUACUAAGAGAUUGCACACCUUGACUCUGGGCGGAGAGCGACUCCUGCCUGCAGACGCAAAGCGCUGGUCAAAGUCAGUCAAACAUGUCAACAACAUGUAUGGUCCAAGUGAAUGCACAGCUACAGCUACAAUCUUACGUGUAACGCCUGAAAUGGUUAGCGACAGCAUCGGAUUUGGUGCUGGUUUGUGUACAUGGAUUGUCAAUCCACAGAAUUCUUCCUCCUUGGUGCCUGUGGGCUGUGCUGGAGAACUUCUGCUCGAAGGCCCCCUCGUCGGCCCAGGCUACCUCGGCCAGCCAGACAAGACUGCAGCAGCGUUCAUCGAAGACCCUGCCUGGCUGGUCAGCGGAGGCCGACAGGGACGUCUGUACAAGACCGGUGACUUGGUCCGCUACCACAAGGACGGCAGUUUAAUCUUCAUGGGCCGAAAAGACACACAAGUCAAGUUCAACGGCCAACGUCUUGAGCUGGAAGGAAUCGAGCACGUCAUCCAAAAGUGCUUCACCGAUGUUGGGUACAGCCGCGCUGUGGUCGAGGUCAUCACACCGACGCAAGGCAAGAAAUCAGUCUUGGUGGCGUUCCUGGACAUCGGCGUCGCAGAAAAAGACGACUUCUUCAAGUCAAUGCACGAGCGCCAAGCGGAUAUCGAGGAGAAGCUCGCGCAGUCUCUCCCGACCAACAUCAUCAUCAGCGCCUUUAUUCCACGAAAAGGCUUCCCGCUGACCACGGCGGGCAAAAUCAACCGCCAGUCCUUGCGCACUGAGGCUGAAGCUUACACGCUGGACGAGCUGACGGCCCUGAACCCCUACCACAAAGAAGUUGAGAAGCGGCCGCCCACGACCGAGGCCGAGCGCGCGAUCCAAGAGCUCUGGUCUUCGACCUUGGGCAUCAGUCCAGACACCAUUGGUGCGGACGAUAGCUUCUUGCGUAUUGGUGGUGAUUCUGUCAGCGCCAUGAGAGUGGUGGGACUUGCGCGUCAAAAGGGCGUGUACCUGACUGUGGCAGAGAUUCUCAAGCGGCCUCGUCUGAGUGAUCUUGCUACCGUCGUGGGCACGCUGGUCGAGCCUAGCCAGCAAGCUAUUGCACCAUUCGCGCUGGUCCGAUCUGGUGCUGAUGCGCAGCAGACACGACUCGAUGCUGCCAAGCUCUGCUCAGUCAAUCCGGAGCAGAUCCAGGAUGUGUUCCCCUGCACGCCGCUGCAAGAGGGUCUGCUUGCGUUGACGGCGCGACGCGCUGGAGACUACGUCGCGCAAGAAGUCUUUGAGGUGCGUCAGGAGAUUGAUAUCCCGCGCUUCAAGGAGGCGUGGCAGAAGUGGGUGGCCAACACGCCUAUCCUCAGGACGCGCAUUAUCGACUUGCCUGGCCAAGGGCUCAUGCAGGUCGUGGUUGACGAGGCCUACACAUGGCCCGAGACGGCUACCGCCGACUCCUCAAAGGACCUUGACCACUAUAUGAGCACGGACAACAAGCACCCUAUGGGCCUGGGUGUACCUCUGAUGCGUUUCCGACUGGUCCUUCAGGAACAGCGCCAUUACCUUGUCUGGACCAUUCAUCACGCUCUCUAUGAUGGAUGGUCAAUGUCCAUCAUGUUGAGCACGCUGGAAAGCACCUAUAAAGGUGAGACCCUCGCACCAGCGCCACCGUAUCAGGCAUUUGUGCAGCAUGUUAAGAGCAUCGGCCAAGAAAAGGUGGCCAAGUUCUGGAGCCAGCAGCUCCAGGACUUGGAGGCACAGGCUUUCCCCUCCCUGCCUUCGCCCAACUACCAGCCCGACUCUAGCCAGUCUAUCGUCCGCUCCAUCAGCGGCUUGUCGUGGCCCAAGACAGACGUCACCCCCACUGUGGUGCUCCGAGCAGCCCUUUCCGUCAUCAUCGCGCAGUACACGGGCCUGAGAGACAUCAUCCUCGGAACGACCGUCGCGGGUCGUCACGUUCCUGUCCCUGGCGUUGAGCGCAUCGUGGGCCCAACCAUUGCCACCGUGCCUUUGCGCGUGCAGCUGGAUUACUCCCAGAGCGCCACGCACCUCUUGGCUAGCAUGCAGGACCAGAUGGCCAAGAUGAUUGAGUAUGAGCAGGCAGGUCUGCUGCAGAUCAGCCAAAUCAGCCCCGAGGCCAAGGCCGCCUGCCAGUUCCAGACGCUACUCGUUGUACAGCCUGACGAGGAGACCCAGACUGCCGCGGGCCUCUUCGCUCCGGAUACCGAGGAAGAGGACGAAAUCAACACCGAGCAGGGAUUGAUCGGAGCUUUUGACACGUAUGCCAUCAACAUCAUCUGCCAGCUGAAGCAGGGCGGUGUGCGCCUCCAAGUCAACUACGAUAAGAACAUUGUUGCAGCCGAGCAAAUGACAAAGAUUAUCUCGCAGAUGGAGUUUAUGCUGCAGCAAUUCUGCGCCUCAAACCUCGACAGCAAGUUGGCUGAUUUCAUCUCUCUCAACGCUGCAGACUUGUCUUCUAUCUGGGCUUGGAACUCGGCCGUGCCAGAGACUGCCAGUCAAUGUGUGCAUGAUAUCAUCGCGGCAACUAUUGCUAGACAGCCUAGCGAUGUGGCCGUGCAUGCCUGGGAUGGGCAGCUGACCUACCAAGAACUGGAUAUGUGGUCGACCCGCCUGGCGCAUCAUCUGGUUGCUCUUGGAGUCAAGGGCUUUGUUCCUUUGUGCUUUGAGAAGUCCGUCUGGACGCCGAUCGCAAUGCUCGCAGUCAUGAAGGCUGGUGCGGCAUCGGUAGCCAUGGACCCGUCACAGCCAGAGGAACGUCUCAAGACGAUUGUACAGCAAGUCAAGGCUACGUUGGUUCUGUCAUCCGCGAACCAUCGAGACAUCGUGGACAGUCUGGUGGCCUCUACAGCGGCCAGUGCCGUAGUAGUUGGCGAGACGACGCUGGCUCAGCUCCCGGUUCCUGACUCGGCUGCCAAGCUGCCUGUCGUCAAGCCGGAAGAUCCGCUGUAUGUCGUGUUUACCUCUGGCAGUACGGGCAACCCUAAGGGCGUCUUGGUCACACAUUCCAACAUCGCCAGCGCCAUCAAGCAUCAACAGCAGGCUCUUGGCUUCAGCAAAGCCUCGAGAGUUUACGAUUUCGCCUCGUACACAUUCGAUCUCGUCUGGUGCAACCUCCUUCAAGGCCUUGCCGCGGGAGGCACACUCUGCAUCCCAAGCGACCGGACAAGAAGAACGAGCCCCCUGCAAGGUAUUGGUCAGCUUUCGGCCAAUGUGUCGCUCCUCACUCCUUCCACCAUUCGCGCCCUAGACGUGGCCGGACUGGCGAACCUCGAUACGCUCCAUCUGAUUGGCGAGUCAUUUAGAAAGAGUGACAUUGCAAACAUGUCCCACAAGACGGCCAUCCACAACAUGUAUGGCCCGAGUGAGUGUACUACAUUCGCAACGCUUCAUCGCGUUCCAGAGGUCCGCGGCUCGGAAAAGACAAUUGGCAAGGGAGUUGGCCUGAACACGUGGGUCACUGAGGUUUCCGACCACAACAUCUUGACACCCGUCGGCGGCGUUGGUGAACUAUUGCUGGAGGGACCUCUAGUGACUCUGGGCUAUAUCAAUGAGCCCGAGAAGACCGCCGAAGCCUUUAUCGAGGAUCCGGCCUGGAUGCUCCGCGGUGGGCCGGGGCCCAAUCAAACUGGCCGCCAUGGACGUCUCUACAAGACAGGUGACUUGGUGCGUUAUCACCAAAAUGGCAGCCUGAGCUUUGUUGGCCGCAAGGACAACCAGGUCAAGGUCAAUGGCCAACGCCUCGAACUGGGAGAAGUCGAGCAUGCCAUUCAGAGAUGCCUUCCCGACGGCACCGAUGCUGGCGUUGUCGUCGAGCUUGUUACACCCUCAAAGGGUGUAAAGCCAAUCCUGGUUGCCUUUGUGGACGUGCGUUCAUCUGUGUACACGUCCAAUGGCGACGCGACCGAGACCCUGAAUGCCGCCCUGAAGCCGAUUACUGCCGGCCUCGAGGACAGGCUCGCAGAGCAGCUGCCCGCUUACAUGACGCCCUCUGCAUUCAUCCCCGUCCUCGGAUUCCCGCUCACGGCGAGUGGCAAGAUGGACCGCCGCAGUCUGCAUGCCAAGGGCGAGGCACUCACACUGGAGGAGCUGACGGCAAACGCCGGCUCGCAAGAGAAGCAGGCUCCUCAGACCGAUGCGGAGCGACAAAUCCAAAGCCUCUGGUCCUCCGUGCUGAGCAUCAGCCUGGACAGUAUCGGUAGAGACGAUAGCUUCCUGCGCAUCGGCGGAGACUCCAUUAGCGUCAUGAAGCUCGUUGAGGCAGCCCGCCAGCAGGACAUCUUCCUCACCGUAGCCGACGUCUUCAAGAGCCCUCGACUAAGCGACCUUGCGGCUAGAACCAGCGAGCGAGGCCAGGUCCAAGUCGAAGAUGUCGCCCCAUUCUCGCUUCUCCAGCCAGGCCUCACGAGCGACGAGGCGCGAGCCCAAGCUUCCGCGCUCUGCUCCGUCGCCCCUGGCCAGGUGGAAGACGUCUUCCCCUGCACACCGCUGCAGCAAGGUCUUCUUGCUCUGACCGCAAAGCGCGCGGGCGACUACGUUGGUCAAGAAAUCUUCACCCUCCAUGAGAGUAUUAACAUGGCCCGCUUUAAGGAGGCCUGGAAAGACUUGGUUGCCACAACGCCUAUCCUGCGCACACGCAUCAUUGACCUGCCGGGACAGGGCAUUGUGCAGGUCGUGGUUCAAGAACAGCCGGAAUGGCCUGCCGAUGGCGGAAACGCCAGCGACCUGAAAUCUUUCGCAGACGUCGAUAGACUUCAGCCCAUGGGCCUAGGCACGCCCCUGACACGAUUCCGACUCGUGAACCAGGCCGGUCAGCAUCACCUUCUCUGGACAAUCCACCAUGCUCUUUACGACGGAUGGUCGCUGCUGUCUAUGCUCAACUCCCUCGAAAAGGCAUACAACGGUGACAAGAUAUCCCCGGCUGUGCCUUUCCAGGGCUUCGUCGCCCACAUGGUCAACAAUAACUCGGCGCAGGCAAAGACAUUCUGGGGCCAGGAGAUGGAGGGCCUGGAAGCGCCGUGCUUCCCCGCGCUGCCAGCCUUUAAUUAUCAGCCCAUUGCCAGCCAGUCUCUCACACGCCAGAUUAGCGGUCUGCGCUGGCCACAGGUCGAUGUGACCCCUUCCAUCGCCAUCCGCGCCGCGUGGUCCAUCGUCGCCGCGCAGUACACUGGCGUGGACGACGUUGUAUUUGGCGCCACGAUUGCCGGGCGCAGCGCGGCCGUACCAGGUGUCGAGUCCAUGGUCGGACCGGCCAUCGCGACAGUGCCCCUCCGCGCCCGACUGGGCGACCGGUCUAAGACGGUGGCGGAAUUCCUCGUCGGCAUGCAGGAGCAAGCUGUGAAAAUGAUAGAGUUUGAGCAGACGGGCCUUUCCCAGAUCAGCCGCGUCAGCGCAGAGGCCAAGGUAGCAUGUCAGUUCCAGACGCUGCUCGUCGUGCAGCCCAUCGAAGAAACUCAAAUUGGCAGCGACCUGUUCCUUCCGGACAGUGAAGACAAUCAAGAGCAGGGAUUCAUCGGCUCAUUUGACACGUAUGCUGUUAAUGUCAUCUGCGACCUGGAACAGGACGGCCUGCAGCUGCAAAUUACCUAUGACGAAAACGUCAUUGCGGCCGAAGCCAUGACGAGGAUUACCGUCCAGCUGGAGAAAGUCCUCCGCCAGCUCUGCGACGCCGAUAGCCUGCACGGUAAGCUGGCCGACGUCGUGUCAAUCAAUUCGCAGGAUUUGGACGAUAUUUGGAAAUGGAAUGCGACCGUCCCAGAGGCUCUCAAUCGCUGUGUACACGGCCUUAUCAAAGAGACGGUGGACAGACAACCACAAGCCACCGCCAUCAACGCGUGGGACGGCAAAUUUACAUAUCAAGACCUCGACAAGUGGUCCACGCGACUUGCCCAGCGUCUGGUGGAGCUUGGCCUUCGGGCAGACUCCAUCGUGCCCGUUUGCUUUGAAAAGUCCAAGUGGACAUCAGUGGCCAUGUUGGCGGUUAUGAAGGCCGGCGGCGCGUCGGCGGCUCUGGACCCGGCCCAGGCAGAGGAGCGGUUGGCCACGAUUGUUCAUCAAGUUCAGCCACAGCUGAUCCUCUCGUCGUCCAGCUGCCAGAAACUUGCAGUGCGACUGGCGAAAACUUCUGGAACCACCGUCGUUGCAGUUGGCGAAGUGCAGCUGAGCCAGAUUGCAGUCAAGGACGUCGGGCUGCCUACGGUUGUGCCCGAAAGCCCUCUGUUCGUGCUCUUCACGUCUGGAACCACUGGAAUUCCCAAGGGUGUUGUUGUCACCCAUUCCAACUUUAGCAGCACAAUCCUGCAUCAGCAUGGUUACUUUGGCUAUGACCAGUCCGCACGGGUGUAUGAUUUCUCGUCAUAUGCCUUUGACGCGGCCUGGCUGAACCUCUUGCUGUCCCUGGUCGGCGGAGCCUGCCUGUGUGUGCCUUCCGAUGAAGAGCGCCGCAACGACUUGGCCGGAUCAAUGGAGCGCUUCCAAAUUACGCACAUUGAUAUGACGCCUACGGCCGCCGGUCUGCUGCCGGAGAGUGCCCUGCGCAAGCUGCACACAAUGACACUAGGCGGAGAGCAGCUCCGUCCUGUUGACGCGCAGAGAUGGGCCAAGCUAGUCAAGAACGUGCGGAACAUGUACGGCCCUAGCGAGUGCACGGCGACGGCCACAAUUCUGAGCAUCGACUCCGAGGCAAUGGUCAAGGACAGCAUUGGAAAGGGUGUUGGUCUCUGCACAUGGAUCGUUGACGCGGAAACUACCACCUCACUGGUGCCUAUUGGUUGUGUUGGCGAGCUGUUGCUCGAGGGUCCCCUGGUAGGCCCCGGUUAUCUCAAUGAACCUGAGAAAACUGCCGCAGCCUUUAUCGAGGAUCCUUCCUGGCUGACGCGCGGAGGGCCUAACCGCGCCGGUCGCCGUGGCCGCUUGUACAAGACCGGCGAUUUGGUUCGCUACCAUCACGACGGCAGCAUCAUCUAUGUCGGUCGCAAGGACACACAGGUCAAGGUCAACGGCCAGCGUCUCGAGCUGGGUGGCGUGGAGCACGUCAUUCAAGAAUAUCUCGCCAGCACUGGUGGCGAGAUUGGUGUCGUGGUCGAGCUCGUCAAGCCCUCUCAGGGCCACAAGCCGGUUCUCGCUGCCUUCCUCGACGCUGCACCCACAGAGAUCCAGGAGCUCACGAAGAAGCUUCAAGCCGGCCUGGAGGAAGUCCUCACCCAGUAUCUUCCUACUAACGUGACCAUCACGGCAUUCCUCACCGUCGCCGGUUUCCCGCAGACGGCCACUGGCAAGCUGGACCGCAAGAACCUGCGCGCCAAGGUGGAAGCACUCACGCUGCAGGAGCUCACGGCUGCCAACAUUUACCAGGUCGAGAAGCGAGCACCAAGCACCAACGCCGAGCGUCUGAUGCAGGGGCUGUGGGCCGCGGUACUCGGCAUCAGCACGGAGAGCAUCGGCGCAGACGACAGCUUUAUGCGUGUUGGAGGGGACUCUAUCAGCGCGAUGAGGCUGGUCGGAGCCGCGCGACAACGUGGCUACAACCUCACAGUCGCCGACGUUCUCCUCCACCCGAAGCUGUCCGAUGCGUCGCAGAGAAUCCAGCAGAUCGAAGAUUACGACCCUGUUGUGGAUGCGCAAAAGGCACCGCUCCAGCUGCUGCCCUCCAAGAUUUCCAACGAGCGUCUCGGAGCAGCCCUCCAGAGAUGGUGUUCUCGCGACGAGCGAGCGCAAGAUGUGCUGCCGGUCACGGACGAGCAGGCGCGCCAUCUCGCCAUGACGUACUCUACGUCCCGGAGCAUGCUGUUUUACCACGCCCUCGACGUCUCCACUGAACUCGACUUGCUGAGCAUGAUCAAGGCCUGCUCGAUUCUUGUGUCGCGAUUCGACAUUUUGCGCACCGUCUUCAUUGUAGAGGGCGACUCUUUCUUGCAGGUUGUGCUUCGUUCAAUGAAGCUCGAGGUACCCACCAUCGUGGCAGAGCAGGAUGAGAGUAUCGAGAAGAGCAUGACUGCCCUGUUGCGACGCGAGUCGUCUAUUGCGCUUGAAAUUGGUGUCCCAGUUACCAAGUUCUUCAUCCUCUACUCCGAAGAGCAACAGGCUUACCGAGUGGUCUUGCGCGUGUCUCACGCACAGUUUGAUGCCAUCAGCUUGGGUCAGAUUUGGUCAACUUUCGAGGACGUUUGCAAGGACGGCGUCAAGGCCAGCUCAGAGCCAGCUUCGACAUUCUCUGCCCACAUGGAGUCCGUUGUCGGGCUCGACAAACCGCAAGCAGUGGCGUACUGGCGUGAUCUGCUGCAAGGCUCCUCAGUCACGAAACUGAACGAGGGCGUUUCUCACGAUGUCAAGCACGGUACGGAUAUUUCCGUCACAAAGUCCAUUUCGCAAAGUCAACUCCGCUCAAUGGACUUUACCUUUUCCACCGUGCUUAGCGCAGCCUGGGCGUAUGUGCUCGCCAAGCGAUCACAGAUUGACGAUGUCGUGCUCGGCAUCUUGGCACAUGGUCGCGACCAGCCCGUCAGCGAGGGUGUCUGCGGACCUUGCGUGAAUGUCGUGCCGCUGCGUGUUACGUUGAAGGAUGGUUGGCGCGUGCAGGAUCUCCUCGCCGCCGCCCACACUCAAAGGGUAUCCAGCAUUCCUUAUACGCAGCUUGGCUCUCGCGAGAUUGUUCGCAGCUGCACAGAAUGGUCGCAGGAUGCCUACUUUGGCACCGUGAUCCGCCACAACAGCUACAGCGACGAUGAAAGCCAGGCCAGCCGCAUGCACAUUUUUGAGUCUCUGAGCUCCGGUCCUACGGUCGACAUUGACAAUGUCGAGGUCCACAUUACUGCGAUUUCGAGCGAUGACAAGAUUGAUGUCGAAGUCAGCUUCGCGGCGAACGUGGUUCCCGCCGAUGUGGCCCACCAACUGGCCGCUGACCUGCAAGACACCAUUCUGCAAUUCUCCAACAGCCUAGAUGCGCCUCUGCAGUCGCUGCAGGAGCUGCCCUCGCUGAAGUGCUCGCUGCCUGUGCGGCCUAAGCCUGUUCAUGUCAACGGCAUCGCGGCCAAGACACAGCUGGCGGAGCGAUGCCCGCCCGCCAAAACGGAAGCGUUGCGCAUGGCGUGGAAGAGCGUGCUUGGCGAUGGCGUUGAGCUGGACCUGGAGUCGCCAGCCACCUUUUUCGAUCUGGGAGGUGAUUUGAUCGGAGCUGGUGUUCUCGCGGCUCACGUUGCGAGCCAGGGAUACUCGAUGACCACGGAGGAUGUCUUCCAACACCCAACUUGGCUGUCGCAGCUAGCGUUGCUCGGCGGCCGGGCGCAUUGA
Akanthomyces muscarius is the source of this 13410-nucleotide messenger RNA. RefSeq lists its product as uncharacterized. The record is from RefSeq and is a predicted model, not a curated record. Gene Ontology annotation, cellular component: cytoplasm. Gene Ontology annotation, biological process: secondary metabolite biosynthetic process; amino acid activation for nonribosomal peptide biosynthetic process. The transcript has a single exon. Bases 1 to 13410 code for a protein of 4469 amino acids. NCBI's taxonomy places the organism in Eukaryota, Fungi, Ascomycota, Sordariomycetes, Hypocreales, Cordycipitaceae. Gene Ontology annotation, molecular function: phosphopantetheine binding; catalytic activity.